This is a messenger RNA of Trichoplax adhaerens, 765 nucleotides long. RefSeq lists its product as uncharacterized. NCBI's taxonomy places the organism in Eukaryota, Metazoa, Placozoa, Uniplacotomia, Trichoplacea, Trichoplacidae. The transcript is spliced from 3 exons. The record is from RefSeq and is a predicted model, not a curated record. The coding region runs from base 1 to 765 and encodes 254 amino acids.
AUGGACUAUUAUAUGUUAUCCAAUUUACUGUUCGGUUGCUAUGAUUUUCGGAAAAUCAUUGAAAGAAAUGUGGAAACAAUCGCUGUUUUUCUAGCAGUCGCUGGUAUACUAUUCUAUGCAGUCUCCUAUAAACAGAAUGGCUCUAAUACUAUAGGAAUUAUCAUGUCGCUCAUGUCGGCAAUAUUAUCAGCCUUCUAUAGGGUAUAUUUGAAAAAAGUACUUCCUGACGCUUGUCUAGGCAAGACUUUACUAGUACUCACCGUUGUUAGUUUGACAAUCAUGCUAUCUGGGUGGAUAUUUGUAUUGAUUUUUGCAGCUAUUGGAUUUGAGGCAAUAAACUGGGGCAUGAUGCCUUGGGAUACACUCAAUCUGACCGCUGCAUUUGGUGCAGCAAUACAUUCUCUAACAUUUUUAGGAACAGCAAUUAGUUAUCCUGUAUAUGUAGCAAUUGGCCUACUGCUUGGUAUACCUGGAAAUGCAAUAGUGGAUAUUGCAAUUCAUCAGAUUGUAUUUGACUACUUAAAAAUUGUUGGAUCAGUUCUUAUUAGCUUUAGUUUUCUAAUUUUAUUAAUUCCGGAAGAUAAAGCAGUUAUCAUCUCGAAGCGAAUUACGACUUUUUGUAUGAAAUUUACGACGAAAUGUGGUCAAAGCGAUGCCUUAUCAACUUCAAAAUCAGAAAGCUGCAAUAACACCAUUUCUACAUCAUCCAGUUAUUUUUUCAUCGACUCUAAUUAUAAUACUGGCUUUUCCGAUACUCAUAUCUAA